This is a messenger RNA of Tetrahymena thermophila SB210, 3846 nucleotides long. RefSeq lists its product as hypothetical. The record is from RefSeq and is a predicted model, not a curated record. NCBI's taxonomy places the organism in Eukaryota, Ciliophora, Oligohymenophorea, Hymenostomatida, Tetrahymenidae. The transcript is spliced from 4 exons.
UUAUUGGGUGUUUAAGGUAUAAGUAAUAAUUACUUUAAUUAGUAGUUAAAAGCAAUAUUGAUGUACACUAAUUUUAUUACCUAAAAUUCAUCAUCUCCGUAUUACCAUAGCAUACAAUACAAUGGAGUAGUAAAUGAAAUUGAAGAUAAAGAUUUAAUGUAGCACACUCUACUUGGACAAUCUAAUUCCUAUGGGAUCAAUUUCACUAAUUACUAUAGCAAUUAAUCAAUUUCAAGCAUAAUAAAAGCAGAAAAGUUUAACAACAACAAAAAUGAUUGUUAAAUUAGCAACUAAUAACAAUUGCAAUCUUAACCAUAAGAUAAAAAUAUAGAUUUAAGCAAUAACUAAUUAGAGUUAUUAAAAGAAUAGAAUAAAUAAGAGAAUUUAGGUGGAGAAAAGAUGAGAAAUCCAUCUAAAUCGUUAAAAAGGAUUUAAAGUGAUUAAAGUAUCAUAUCUACAUUUGCAAGAUCUACGCCCUAAUUCUAUAAUUUAAGCAAGCCCUCAUAAAUUUAUAGUUAGUAGAGUUUGAAUACAUAGCUCAUAAAUAACGAAGGAAAUUCUUAGGUUUUAAGAAAUUAACAAAUUUAAAACUCUUCAAACUAAAAUGAUAAAGAGAAGAUUAUAAAAAUAUCUAAAAUAUACUCUACAUAGUUGACAGACAAUAAGAAAUGCUAAAAAAAAGCGAAUUAGAUUAACUAGGAAUAUUAAGAAAAAAAAAGCAGUCCUUAGCAAUAGAAAUAUAACAAAUCCUCUUCUUUAAGUAACUAAGUAACUAAUUUAGUUGAACAAUAGUUUUACAGCACCUUAAUGCCUUCUUUUCUUACAAAAACUAAUAAUACUUUGAGUUCUUAUAGGGUUGAUGAAAAUAAGUAACUUUACGUGUUUCAACAACAAGCUAUAAAUUUCUAACGAAAAUAAAAAAAAACAAGGUCAAUUCCAUCAAGUAUUUAUUAAAAUAGCAAAAGAUUUACGCAAAUAAGUGUAAAUGCAGAUCAAUCUUAGAGAAGUUAAAACACAGAAGAAAAUGAAGUCAAUGUAAGCAAUUUACAGCCUACUGCUUUGUUAACAAAACAAUAAAAGAAUUCAAUUAAAAUAAUUAAAAGUGAAACAAGAAAUCAUCAAAAUUCUAUUUUUAAUAGAUCUGACAGCAAGACUAAAUUAUUAUAGCAUGGAAAGUUUCAAACAGGAAACAAUACUUAGCAAUCUUCUUAAUUUUAAAGUCACUCUUAAAGUUUAAGCAAUAUCAUGAAUUUGAAUAAAUAAUAAAAAUCUAUGAGUUAAAAAAACUCUUUAACUUACUAAUCUAUUUUAAGUAGUAUAAACUCUCCUCAAAAUAGUAGUAAUAAAAUAAGAUUGUAAAAGGAAUAAAGCUAAAUCAAUCCAUCAAAUUAGUAAUAAAAUACUAUCCUUUAAAACUUUAAUUAGACUUAAAAACCUGAUUAUGUGAUGGAUGUUUCUCCAAGUAAUGAAGCAAUUAAAAAUAAUAAUUUAGAAAAUAGUUCUUUUUACUCAAAAAGUAAAAGUUUUUAAUUGAUGUAAAAGAAUAAUUCUAAAAUACAAGCUAAUAUUCCCUCAAAUUUGUACCAUUACAAAAGUAACUCGAUGAUUGUUCCUACAACCUCCUAAAAUACGAGAAUGCAGGAAAAUAACAUUGAUUCAACUUAGAGACAUACCCAACAACCGCUUUCAUUUAAGAAAAACUAAUCUUUGUAUUAUCAAAGUGGAGAAUAGUCAUUUUAAAUGGAUAAAAAUAUGUAAAGUGACGAUUAGCACAAAUACUGUUAAUAAAAGAAAUCUUAAGAGUCUUCUCCUUAAUUAUCAGCUUCAUCAAGGAUUCCAAGUUAGGUUUUAAAGAAACACUUAUACAAGAAUAAUAUAAAAUAAAAUGAUUUACAUGAAGGAUAAUUUAAUUAAAAAAAGGGUUCAUUUUUAGUCAAGCAGUAGCAAUAUCAAUCUACACUUAAAUCUGAAUACACAGAAAGUGAUGGAAAAGCCGAAGUAGUUUCACAGAAAUAAGUUGAAAACAAUCUAGAAUAGUAAUUAUCGCCAAAAAGAAAAGUGGUAGAUAAAUAAAUUAUAAAAGAAAUUAAAUAAGAAGUAAAAGAAAAAAAUGUUGAAAAAUAAAUUUUUGAUUAAAAAAGCUAUGAAAAUAUUAGAUUUAUAAAAUAAUAUUAAACAGAUUAAUCUAACAAAAAACAAAUUACUCAUUCUGAAAGUACACAACAACUGAAAGAAUCUUUAAGUUUAUCAAAUGCAAGCAAUUCUAACUACAAUGUAGAAGAUAAAUUAUCUGAAAAUCGCAAACUCAAUUUAAAAAAGAAUUUUUCAUAAAAUUAUUAAGAAAAUGAUUCAUAAUUUAAAAAAUAAAGCUAAACCUAUACUUCAAAUUUAUAAAAUACCCUAAAGGAUAAUUAAAAAGACCUAUAAAAUUAAUUUUCUGAAAUAAAAAAAUAAAGGAAUAUGAGCUAAAUCACACUAUCUAGUAACUAACAAAACUCUUAAAAAAAAGAUGUAAUUAAUAAAACUGUUGAAGGAAUUUUGCUUGAGUAGCAGUAAUAAAUGGUGAAUAAGUAAAAUAAAUUAUCUAAAUCACCUUAAAGAACAUCUCAAACGGGAUUAUAUUAAGAUAAUUAAAUAAGUGAAUACUCUUCAAGGAUAAUAAACAACAAAAUAGAUACUGAAAAUAAGAAAUUUCUUUUAAAGCAAAUAGAGUAGCAAUAUCAAAAUAAAUAACAAAAAAAUUAAAACUUUUAUUAUCAACCUUCUAAUAAUACAAAAGAUUAUUCACCAUUAGCUUCAGCCGUUGCAAAUAAAAAAUUUUAAAAUAACAACGAUUAUAAAGGUUAAUAAGAUGAAAAUGAUAAUAAAAAAUCUUUUGCUGAAAAAAUUUAAGAUUUAGCUGAAAAAAAUAAAUAAUGGAAUAAUAAUACCAAUAAAAAGUAUGGAAAAAAUGGUUCUUUUUCUAUAAAAGCACAAGACUCUUAAAUAAUUUUAAACAAAGAAUAAGAAAAUGAUUUAAGCCCAGUUAAAUAUAAUGUACCUUAUUAAGAAAGCGAAGUUGAAUUAAAUUAAAAAGAAUCUCCUAAACCUGUUGAAGUUCCUUAGUAAAUAUUUAAUUCUAUGUGCUAAAUUAAUAUACACAGGCCAAAAACAUCAGAGGGUGGAAGCAGAUAAAGAGGAUUAAGGCUAUACUAAAAAAUCAGAAACGAUAACACUAAUGGUAUAAAUUUAAAUGACAAAAACACUCAAUUUUAAACACAAAAUAUUGCAUCAAAAAAUGGAGAUGAAAAUAAAUUAGGCCAUACUAUUAAACAAUUUUAUGCUACACACCAUCCCAGCAAAAUAAAUAAAUUAGGGUCAGAAGGUAGUUGCUUAUAAUCUAUAUUUUAGCAAAAGUAAAAUAACGUUGAUAAAAGUGUUUAUGAAAAGAUAAGCCUACCUUCGAAUUGCUAUGAAUAGUAGUAUCAAAAGAGUGAAAAUUAAGUAAGUAACGAAAUAGAAUUAAAUAAGCUUUUAGUUGAAAACGAAAGUGACUUAGGAAUUGAAGAGUUUUAGAUAGAAGAAACGAAUGAAUAAAACACAUUAUAAAAUGAAGAAUAUAAAUAAAUGGUAUCUAUGCAAUAAGAGUGUAUUAAAAAUAAUAAUUUUAUCUAAGAGUAGAAUACUUAGAGCAAUAAAAUUUUAAUUAGAUACAACAAAUCUUAAAACUAAUAGAGAAGAGAAAAACAAUAAAGCUUAAUAAAAUAUUCAGAUUCUAAUACUAUUCAAAGCAGCUCACAAGAAAUCAUACAUAAGCCAAAAGGUUCUCAACUAAAAUAAGAUUUUUUAAGUCUGUUUGCUUAAUGA